GCAAGUUCUUCUCACCGCUCUCCUGCCUGGAAGUGCUGACAGAUCAAGGCAACAAAUUUCAAUUACAAUCCCUAAUUUGUGUCCACAGAGUGUUUUUUACCCAUGUUAGUCCUCUCUGGCGCAUCAGUUGAGGCAGACCUCGGAGCAGCAGGAGGAGGUGGAAGGGGUGGGAGCAAAGGAGUGCAUCAGUGAGAGCGCGCGAGAGAGACCCAGGGAAGCAGACUUGGCCGGCGCGUCGCCGGUUCCUCGGAUCCCAACACAAGCGAGAAAGCGGAAACGCCAAAUCUGUUUUUUGCCCGCGGUGGGGAAGGGGGCAGAUCUCGGGAGGCCCCGAGAGCCUUUUAGAUUUUGGUGGGGGAAGAGCGAGAGCGCGCGUGUGCCCGCGUGAGUGUAUAUGAGAGAGGGGCGGGCGGGCGCGGGGCGGGGGGGAUGGCCGAGAAGCGAAGGGGCUCGCCGUGCAGCAUGCUAAGCCUCAAGGCGCACGCUUUCUCGGUGGAGGCGCUGAUCGGCGCCGAGAAGCAGCAACAGCUUCAGAAGAAGCGGCGAAAACUGGGCGCCGAAGAAGCGGCGGGGGCCGUGGACGACGGAGGCUGCAGCCGCGGCGGCGGCGCGGGCGAAAAGGGUUCUUCUGAAGGAGACGAAAGCGCUGCGCUCCCGCCGCCGGCUGGGGAGGUGUCUGGGCCGGCUCGGAGUGGCGCAGACCUGGAGCGCGGAGUCGCGGGCGGCUGUGAGGACGGCUUCCAGCAGGGAGCUUCCCCUCUGGCGUCACCGGGAGGCUCCCCGAAGGGGUCCCCUGCGCCCUCCCUGGCCCGGCCCGGGACCCCUCUGCCCUCGCCGCAGGCCCCGCGGGUGGAUCUGCAGGGAGCCGAGCUCUGGAAGCGCUUUCAUGAGAUAGGCACUGAGAUGAUCAUCACCAAGGCCGGCAGGCGCAUGUUUCCAGCAAUGAGAGUGAAGAUCUCUGGAUUAGAUCCUCACCAGCAAUAUUACAUUGCCAUGGAUAUUGUACCAGUGGACAACAAAAGAUACAGGUAUGUUUACCACAGCUCAAAAUGGAUGGUGGCAGGUAAUGCUGACUCGCCUGUGCCACCCCGUGUGUACAUUCAUCCAGACUCGCCUGCCUCCGGGGAGACUUGGAUGAGACAAGUGAUCAGCUUCGACAAGCUGAAGCUCACCAACAAUGAACUGGAUGACCAAGGCCAUAUUAUUCUUCAUUCUAUGCACAAAUACCAACCGCGAGUGCACGUCAUCCGUAAAGACUGUGGAGACGAUCUUUCUCCCAUCAAGCCUGUUCCAUCUGGAGAGGGAGUAAAGGCAUUCUCCUUUCCAGAAACUGUUUUCACAACCGUCACUGCCUAUCAGAAUCAGCAGAUUACUCGCCUGAAGAUAGAUAGGAAUCCAUUUGCUAAAGGCUUCCGAGACUCUGGGCGCAACAGAAUGGGUUUGGAAGCCUUGGUGGAAUCAUAUGCAUUCUGGCGACCAUCACUACGGACUCUGACCUUUGAAGAUAUCCCUGGAAUUCCCAAGCAAGGCAAUGCAAGUUCCUCCACCUUGCUCCAAGGUACUGGGAAUGGCGUUCCUGCCACUCACCCUCACCUUUUGUCUGGCUCCUCUUGCUCCUCUCCUGCCUUCCAUCUGGGGCCCAACACCAGCCAGCUGUGUAGUCUGGCCCCUGCUGACUAUUCUGCCUGUGCCCGCUCAGGCCUCACCCUCAACCGAUACAGCACGUCUUUGGCAGAGACCUACAACAGGCUCACCAACCAGGCUGGUGAGACCUUCGCCCCGCCCAGGACUCCCUCCUAUGUGGGCGUGAGCAGCAGCACCUCCGUGAACAUGUCCAUGGGUGGCACUGACGGGGACACCUUCAGUUGCCCACAGACCAGCUUAUCCAUGCAGAUUUCGGGAAUGUCCCCCCAGCUCCAGUAUAUCAUGCCAUCACCCUCCAGCAACGCCUUUGCCACUAACCAGACCCAUCAGGGUUCCUAUAAUACUUUUAGAUUACACAGCCCCUGUGCACUAUAUGGAUAUAACUUCUCCACAUCCCCCAAACUGGCUGCCAGUCCUGAGAAAAUUGUUUCUUCCCAAGGAAGUUUCUUGGGGUCCUCACCGAGUGGGACCAUGACGGAUCGGCAGAUGUUGCCCCCUGUGGAAGGAGUGCACCUGCUUAGCAGUGGGGGUCAGCAGAGUUUCUUUGACUCUAGGACCCUAGGAAGCUUAACUCUGUCAUCAUCUCAAGUAUCUGCACAUAUGGUCUGAUGAAGCCUUUAAGUUAAAUGACAUUUGGAUCUGUCUAACGUAUUUUCUUUUUCUUUUUUAAAAGCUAUGUGGAAAAAAACUCUCUGUGGUUUAUAAAAUGUACAUAUAAUAGAAAAAGAAAGCUCACUGGGUUUUUUGACUUUAUCAUGGUGAGAGUGUAAUUAUCUAUGGUAUAUAUGUAUGCUGUAUAUACAUAGCACAUGGAGUAUCACAGCCCCUAUUGUUCCCCUGCUUCAUCCAGUUGCACAGAGUAUUGGCAUGCGUGUAGUAUGUUUAAGCAAAGUUCUCAGACUCUUUUAAAAACAAGGUGGUAAACUUAAAACUUGGCAAUGAUACUAUCCAGAUGAACACUUAUAACUUAAUUUAUCAGAAAAAUGCUCUAAACGGUUUCAUACUUGAUGUGUUGAUAACCAGCAGUAACCAGCAUGUAGAGUCUUGUGAUUUCUGUUAUUCUUGGGCACGGUGUAAGAAUUUAAAUACAAAAGCAAGUUGAAGUCUUAGUGUUAGUUCUGAGGUAUUUAAUCAUGAAGGAUCAGCUUUUUCAUUCCUGCUUAUUAUUUACCACAGAUACCAUAUGACCUUUGGUCUAUAAAAAAAUCAUAACCCAUAAUAAUUGUUAUUUUCUUAAGGAAGGUAAAGGAGAGGCUUGUGAUUUUUUUUUACACUUUCCAUUGGGCACAUAAGAGGUUCUUAUUCAUCUGUAGAGAACAAAUUUCCAGUAUUUUCGAUUUCUUGCUUAUUUUAGUUAUCAAAUAGACCGUUAAAGAAUGUUCUAUAAACAUUUUUAAAUUCCAAUUUUCACCAGGGGAGGAAUAUGUGAUAUGAGUGGAAUGGCAAAAGGAAAAUAAAUCCACCUCAGAUUCAUUGGUUCCAAUGAGAAAUGUCUGUCUUUUAAAUCAAGAGUAAUACUAUUGUUAACUAUACCUUAUGUUUUUGUAUCGUUUGUUUUUAAAUUUAGAAUAUUUUUUCCAUCUUGCUCUAAGCUUCCUGACCCAUAGUAUAUAAGUAAAAAAAUGCAUUUAUGCUACUUAUUUAUAUCUUGUAAUUCCUACACAUUGAACCCUUUUCCCCUUUAUGUCUGCCUGAGUCUUUCCCAAAACAGAUAGUUCCUAGGCCUGUCUGGUGUUAAAUAACGCGGUGAGGAAUUUCAGUGGGUUAUCUCCAGCAAUCUGUCUUUUGGGAGCUAUAGUGCAAAGGCCAAAGCCCAUUACUAUAAAGACCCUCUUGGAGGACUAAGAAGGAAGAUACUAAUUAUGAUAAAGGAACUAUAAAACUUUUAACCUCAACAGAAUUUGUAACGUCAGAACUGGAGAAAUUAAAAUCAGUAUUAAAUUUUUUAAUUCCUAAAAUAAUAUAUGCAUGAUUGAAGAGUUAAAAACAAGUAACUUUGAGAGCACAGUGUGAGAUAAAUAAAAAAGGCUAAGAAUACAUGAUGAGGCACAUUCCCCUUCUGAGGAGAAAGUAAAAUAACAUGUCUGUGCAUUGACCCAUUCAUUACAUUUCAUGUAUCUUAAGCAAAAGAGCAUGAUUUCCUCUCACUGCUAAAAAGAGUUGCUUUAACUCAUUCCUGGAUUUGGUGGGGAAAGGGUACAACUCCUGAUUUGCUGUUUCACUUUGAAACAACACAAUUUGUUAGAUACUUAGGGAGAUAUACUGUUGAAUUUGCACAGGAUGUGACUCUGUUUAUACAUAUUAACAAAUUUCCUUUUGGAUUCCUUAACAGUUCAUCAAAUUAGUAUUAAAUUUUUUAAUUUAAAACUAGCAUAAAGGGACAUGAAAUAUUUGUAGUAGGUGGAUCUAUGUAAGAUGUUUGGGUAUGGCAUUAAUAGCUUGACAAAGAUCUGGGGAAAGGGGUUAAGAAUGAGUCCAUCUCAGCCAUAGUGCUUGGUGUAUAAUUCAAGAACAGAGAGUUUUCCAUCUUGAAAAAACAUGGAAAGUAAUGCUCUAUACCCUUAUGUAUUAACAAGAGCAUUUUCCUUCUUGCUGAUGAUAAUUUCAGAUGAUACCACAAUAUGAGUAUAAUUUUUUAUUAAUCUUUUUUCUGGUAAAAUUUUAGCAAUAUUGUACAAAUGCUUUUUUUAGGUUUUACUGUAAAUAUUAAUCACCAUGUCACUUCAGAGACUAGCCUUUUAUUGCUGAAUUAAAUGAUAUGCAUACAUUGAUAAUUAUAUAUCUGUAUUUUAUUAAAAAGUACUUAAAAUUAUAUUAAAGUGUGUUAUUAAAACCUUU
This is a messenger RNA of Pongo pygmaeus (Bornean orangutan), 4482 nucleotides long. It is a transcript of the gene TBX18, whose product is annotated as T-box transcription factor 18. Gene Ontology annotation, cellular component: nucleus; chromatin. The record is from RefSeq and is a predicted model, not a curated record. Bases 430 to 2253 code for a protein of 607 amino acids. Gene Ontology annotation, molecular function: RNA polymerase II cis-regulatory region sequence-specific DNA binding; DNA-binding transcription factor activity, RNA polymerase II-specific. Gene Ontology annotation, biological process: cell fate specification; regulation of transcription by RNA polymerase II; positive regulation of DNA-templated transcription. The transcript has 8 exons. Lineage: Eukaryota; Metazoa; Chordata; Mammalia; Primates; Hominidae.